GUUCGCUCGCUCGCGCGCUCGGGCGGGCGGGCUGGGGAGACAAGUCGAGUCCCCGCCGCAGCUGUGGGAGAAGCCUGGGUGUCUGCUCGGCCUCGCCUGGAUUCCCGUAAUCCCCGGGCCCCCAGCCCCUGGCCGGGCCAUGGCGGAACGCGGGGUGGCGGGCGGUGGUCCGGGAGGCGCCGGGGGCGGCAGCUGCCAGCGGGGUUCUGGGGUCGCCCAGUCCCCGCCGCAGCAGCCGGCGCCGCAGCAGCCACCGCAGCAGCCGACGCCCCCCAAGCUGGCCCAGGCCCCCUCAUCGUCCGCGUCCACCUCGGCAGCGGCCGCCUCCUCUUCGACCUCGUCCACCGCCACCUCCAUGGCCGUCGCGGUGGCCUCGGGUUCCGCGCCUCCCGGCGGCCCGGGGCCAGGCCGCACCCCCGCCCCCGUGCAGAUGAACCUGUACGCCACCUGGGAGGUGGACCGGAGCUCGUCCAGCUGCGUGCCCAGGCUGUUCAGCUUGACCCUGAAGAAACUCGUCAUGCUGAAAGAAAUGGACAAAGAUCUUAACUCAGUGGUCAUCGCUGUGAAGCUGCAGGGUUCAAAAAGGAUUCUUCGCUCCAAUGAGAUCAUCCUUCCAGCUAGUGGACUGGUGGAAACAGAGCUCCAGUUAACCUUCUCCCUGCAGUACCCUCAUUUCCUGAAGCGAGAUGCCAACAAGCUGCAGAUCAUGUUGCAAAGGAGAAAGCGUUACAAGAACAGGACCAUCUUGGGCUAUAAGACCCUGGCUGUGGGACUCAUCAACAUGGCAGAGGUGAUGCAGCACCCAAACGAAGGCGCCCUGGUGCUUGGCCUACACAGCAAUGUAAAGGAUGUCUCCGUGCCUGUGGCAGAAAUAAAGAUCUACUCCCUGUCUAGCCAGCCCAUUGACCAUGAAGGAAUCAAAUCCAAGAUGUCUGAUCGUUCUCCUGAUAUUGACAAUUACUCUGAGGAAGAGGAGGAGAGUUUCUCAUCAGAACAGGAAGGCAGUGAUGAUCCAUUGCAUGGGCAGGACCUGUUCUAUGAAGAUGAGGAUCUACGGAAAGUAAAGAAGACCCGAAGGAAACUAACUUCAACCUCUGCCAUCACCAGGCAACCUAACAUCAAACAGAAGUUCGUGGCCCUCCUGAAGCGGUUUAAAGUUUCCGAUGAGGUGGGCUUCGGGUUGGAGCAUGUAUCCCGGGAGCAGAUACGGGAGGUAGAAGAGGACCUGGAUGAACUGUAUGAUAGUCUGGAGAUGUACAACCCCAGCGACAGUGGCCCUGAAAUGGAGGAGACAGAGAGCAUCCUCAGCACUCCAAAGCCGAAGCUCAAGCCCUUCUUUGAAGGGAUGUCGCAGUCCAGCUCACAGACGGAGAUUGGCAGCCUCAACAGCAAGGGCAGCCUCGGCAAAGACACCACCAGCCCUGUGAGCAAGAUGGAAUUGGCUGCUCUAGAAAAAGUAAAAUCUGCUUGGAUUAAAAAUCAAGAUGACAGCUUGACUGAAACAGACACUCUGGACAUCACUGACCAGGACACGUUUGGGGAUGUGAGCACAAGUCUGGUUGUGCCAGAGAAAGUCAGAACUCCCAUGAAGUCCAGCAAAACAGAUCUUCCAGGCUCUGCUUCUCCCAGCAAAGUGGAUGGGGUGCACACACCCCGGCAGAAGAGGAGCACACCCCUGAGGGAGCGGCAGCCCUCCAAGCCCCUGAGCGAGAGGACCAACAGCUCUGACAGUGAGCGAUCCCCUGAGCUGGGCCACAGCGCACAGAUUCCGCGAAAGGUGGUAUAUGACCAACUGAAUCAGAUCCUGGUGUCAGAUGCUGCCCUCCCAGAAAAUGUCAUCCUUGUGAACACCGCUGAUUGGCAGGGCCAGUACGUGGCAGAGCUGCUCCAGGAUCAGCGGAAGCCUGUCGUGUGCACCUGUUCCGCUGUGGAGGUCCAAGCCGUGCUGUCUGCCCUGCUCACCCGUAUCCAGCGCUACUGCAACUGCAACUCCUCCAUGCCACGGCCGGUGAAGGUGGCGGCAGUGGGAGGCCAGAGUUACCUGAGCUCCAUCCUCCGAUUCUUUGUCAAGUCACUGGCCAGUAAGACCUCUGACUGGCUCAGCUACAUGCGCUUCCUCAUCGUUCCCCUCGUUCACUUCUGGUUUCCAUCUACAGGUUCUCACCCUGUGGCCAAAUACUUGGGCUCAGUCGACAGUAGAUACAGCAGUAUCUUCCUUGAUUCUGGCUGGAGAGAUCUGUUCAGUCGCUCGGAGCCCCCAGUGUCAGAGCAACUGGACGUGGUGGGGCGGGUGAUGCAGUAUGUCAGUGGAGCGGGCGUGACACACCAGCUUCCUGUAGCUGAAGCCAUGUUGACCUGCAGGCAUAAGUUCCCUGAUGAAGACUCGUAUCAGAAGUUUAUCCCUUUCAUUGGCGUGGUGAAGGUGGGUCUGGUUGAAGACUCCCCUUCAAUGACAGCAGGUGAUGGGGACGACUCACCUGUGGUCAGCCUUACUGUGCCCUCCACAUCACCACCCUCCAGCUCGGGCUUGAGCCGAGAUGCCACAGCCACGCCACCCUCGUCCCCGUCCAUGAGCAGUGCCCUCGCCAUUAUGGGGAGCCCCAACAGCCCCUAUGGGGAUGUGAUUGGCCUCCAGGUGGACUACUGGCUGGGCCACCCUGCAGAGCGGAGGAGAGAAGGUGACAAGAGGGAUGCCAGCUCCAAGAACACCCUCAAGAGUGUCUUCCGCUCAGUACAGGUUUCCCGCCUGCCCCAUGGUGGGGAGGGCCAGCUUUCUGGCACCAUGGCUAUGACUGUGGUCACCAAAGAGAAGAACAAGAAAGUUCCCACAAUCUUCCUGAGCAAGAAACCUCGAGAAAAGGAGGUGGAUUCCAAGAGCCAGGUCAUCGAAGGCAUCAGCCGCCUCAUCUGCUCUGCCAAGCAGCAGCAGACCAUGCUGAGAGUGUCCAUUGAUGGAGUUGAGUGGAGUGACAUCAAGUUCUUCCAGCUGGCUGCCCAGUGGCCAACCCAUGUCAAGCACUUUCCAGUGGGACUUUUCAGCGGCACCAAGGCCACCUGAGGGCACUGUCUCGUGGCUACUCUCUCCUGGCACUGCCACCAGCCUCACCGCCUGCAGGCAGGGGUAGGCCAGCAGGCCUGGGCCUCGCGUCCUCCCUUCCUGGCCCUGGGGCCUGCGUCUCCCUUGCCCAGUCCUGAAGGACACUGCCACUGGGGACACUGCUCCCCUCCCCUGUGCUCAGGCCCCUCUCUUCCUCCAUUUCUUCCUCACCUUCCUGCUCCAGGCCCAAGGCAUGUUGAUUUUGCCUCCUGGCGCCUGUCCCUGGAAUUGAGUCUGCCCGGCCCUCCUUCAUCUACCUUCCAGCCCCUCCCUCCAUGUGACACCAGUUUCCUUCCUGGAAAUAGGACCUGGGAUCCUGGCCCACAGCUGAGAGUCGAGCCCAGCCCUCCCCUCCACAUCAGGAUCUCAUUUUUUAAAACCCAGCUGCCAGACUCACCUGCCCCCCUGAACUGUGGCCCACUCACAACUGCUGCAGGCUCUCCCGCCGGGGGGUGAGAGCCCAUAGGACUCCCCCUUUCCCGGUCACAGAGCAGCCCCAGCCCUCCUCACCCCAGGACAGUGUUUCUGUGGCCAUACCGUACCGGGUAUUUCUGGGAUGCAGGGCCUCCUUGCCUCCCCUGCACGACUCCCUCACCACCCCAGGCCCCUGGAGAUGUUGCACGCAUCCUUGAGCGUUUCUUUGGUUCUCUGCAUGGCCCAUCUCGGUAGCUCCAUGUGCCUCGCCUGGACACCAGUCCCCAUCCUUGUGGCUCCCCUCUUUGAUGACUCCUACUCUGCCUCCCAUCCUUCUGCCUCUCCCCGAAACCUGGAGAGAGGGAGGCAGACCCCCACCCAUGAAUUGUCUGUAACCCUCUAUCUCCCUGUUCCCUCCAUUUUGUCCCUUUGUCUCCCUUUCCUGGUCCGGUCUGUCCUUCUCAUGCCUGGGCCCCAGCCUCCCUCCAGCAGACGCCGUCCUCAGUCCCGCCCUACCGCACACCCAGGUCCGGCCCUCCGUGGCCCCGGGGGAGGAGCUGCGUACAGAGGGCUGCCCGCCCACAGCACUCCCGGAGCUUUUACACUUGCCCUCCCAUCCCUCCCAGAGGUUUUCGCACAGAACUUCAUUUGGGGAGGUGUUGUUCUCAUUCUCCGGCCCUCCCCAAAACUUCUGCAGGCCUUACCCUAGCUCAGCCCUGCUGUCCAGAACAUCGCCUGGGCUGCUCUCUCUCAGGCCAGAGAGAGGGGUGGGGUGCAAAGGACUGAGUGGAUGGUGGGUUUUUCAUUCAAUAAACUGGUGAUUUCUUAC
Manis javanica (Malayan pangolin) is the source of this 4340-nucleotide messenger RNA. It is a transcript of the gene PACS1, whose product is annotated as phosphofurin acidic cluster sorting protein 1. Lineage: Eukaryota; Metazoa; Chordata; Mammalia; Pholidota; Manidae. The record is from RefSeq and is a predicted model, not a curated record. Gene Ontology annotation, biological process: protein localization to plasma membrane. Gene Ontology annotation, molecular function: transmembrane transporter binding.